Messenger RNA from Procambarus clarkii (red swamp crayfish), 2718 nucleotides. The record is from RefSeq and is a predicted model, not a curated record. Lineage: Eukaryota; Metazoa; Arthropoda; Malacostraca; Decapoda; Cambaridae.
CGUCCACCUGCUGCCCCAGGCUCCUGCACCGCCCCGAGGCUCACACACCUCCAUCAUGAAGCUCCUGCUUCUCCUGCGUCUGCUCCUCCUGGGAACCUCCUGCUGUGCCUCCAUUCUGGGCCCCAUUGAGAGCUUGCAGGAAGAGAAUAGGGAGACCACACCACAAGAAGCGAAACGACAGCCAGUCGUCAGCGACACCGUCACGACAGCCGUGCACGACCUCCUCACCAGGCACCAGAAAAGUAUUAAUGACCGGCUUAAGGUAAUAGAAACAUUCGUCAGUCGCAAGUGUGAAAACCCCGGCGACUUAGACAAGAACACUAAAGCGAGUGACAUAGAAGCCACACUGCCAGCCAUGCUAGACAGAUAUAUGGAACAGAUGACCAUCCUGACGAAGGUAAUGACGGACGACUUGAAGCGUGAGUUCCGCGAGGAGACUCGCCUGGUGGGCAAGAUGCUACAGGAACAGUUGGAUACUCUACCUACGAAGUCCGAUCUUCGUCAAGUUGAAAGUCGCGCAUGUGGCCAAAAAGUAAGCAUAGACAGUGAAGUGCCCGAGGUACCUGGCCAAACAGCUGCCAGGAACCUGUCACAACAGCUCUCGCCCAGCUCUCUCACCUGGGAGCACCUGGACCAGCGCCUGGAUUUACUAAAUCGUCGCCUAGAUGACAUCACCAGGCUGCUGGGAAAUGUCUCAUCAGUUGAGGUUCUUGAGUACUCUAGAAAAACCUUCAAGUCGCUAGACGUUCUUCAGCCAGUAUAUAACUCCCUGACGAAGGUAAUGGACAAGUGUCAGCUCAAGGAGGGGUCGUACCGUCAGCUGGAGCGGCUGGAGGAACUACUGCAGCAACUGGUGCAGGAGGUGGAUGAGAAUGGCAGCGCACUCACCGGUAUGUCGCUUGCUCUUGAAGACACAGAAAACACGUUGGUCGAAAAACUGGAGGCGCUGCAGGAGGCAACACAGCAACUGAACGAGAACAUGCUGGCGCCGGCAGCCACCACCAUCCAGCAGCCCUCAACCACCACCACUACUACCAUCCCUCCAGGAACGAUGGGUCCAUGCCUGGACAGCGAGUUCGUGGGGGCCGUGAGCGCCCUCAACCUAUGCAAGGCGGCGCUCCGGUACGACAAGUGCUUCCUGGGUAUCGUGGCCUACCACUGCUGCCGGACAUGUACCGACGCUGGCCGUAUUCCGGACGUUGGACUUCAUCGCUACCUACACUACCCCCGCAGGAUCAACCUAUUGUUGGGGCGGUAGAUAGUAGAGGUAGAUCAAGCACACUGCCUGUAACCUAAGUUUCAACUGAAGCCACUCUGGGUGUUGAGGCAUCUAUCUGAUACCAAAUAAAGUUUGUACACGUUAUCCGCUUACAUUUCUUCCUCUUCCUCUCACACACUGUAGAGAGGUAGAAAGUAUGUUGUUGCUAUGAUAGAUGGUACAUACAACCAGAGUAGAUUUAUCUGUUGCAAGAAGGGAAGAUUAUGGAGGCAGGAGAGGCUAAAAAAAAUCUAACUUGCAGAUAACAAUAAUAUUAUUAUUAAUAUUAUUAUUAUUAUUUUCAUUAAUACAUCACGUUAAUGUGAUUUCUUUGUGCAUUUAAAGGGAGAGUUAGAGGAAGACCUCCUACACCACACCAGAAUUCCAGAGGGAGGGAGAGAAAUAGUGAGGAAAGUAGACACAGUGUGUGAGAGGAAGAGGAAGAAAUGUAAGCGGAUAACGUGUACAAACUUUAUUUGGUAUCAGAUAGAUGCCUCAACACCCAGAGUGGCUUCAGUUGAAACUUAGGUUACUUUACUUAUAGCAUGUCGUGGUUGAGAGGUUUAAGGCGUGCGCUAGGAAGUGCCUAGGUCGCAGGUUCGCAUCCCUGCACUGCUCCAAUUUCCUUGUGUAUUAUUAUUAAUAUUAUUAUUCAUUAUUAUUAUUAAAUUAACAAUAAUAAUAAUAUUAUUAUUAUUAUGAAUUAUGAAUUCUUACUGAAUGAAUGAAUGAAUUAAUUAAUUAUGAAUUUACUUACUUAGUGAACCACGUAUUAUGAAUACGUGGUUACGUAACAGUGAACAGAUGGAGCGUGUAGCGAGUACAAACAAUAUACUCACUACGAGCGUAAAGCAGUGAGACAUUGUCCGUAAGGUCGUUAAUCACGCCCGAUCUUCCUGAUGAAGAUCCCAGGGUGAGGUUUGACCUGCGGCGCUGUCAAGGUGUUGACAGCUUCGGGGGGGGGGGGGGGUCGAGGCUCCCCCCCCCCCAGGCAUAGUGACCUGUGAUCUAGACAUGUGGCUGUACUCUGUGUUCCAAGGGCACGCUGCCUCCACAAUCUGCUGCCUCUUGCGCAUUGCUCUGCCCUCAACAAUCACCAAUUAUAUUUACCAUGAAAAAUUUACUUGCAAAAAUUAAAAAAAUAAGUAUUCUUCAAAUCGUGAAAAUACGAAAAUAAAACCCAAUUUAUAUGUUGCUAUUGUUAGAGUCUUUUAAUUUGUCAGUUAUAUUAGAAGCCCCACUGAUGGUAGUCCUGCUGUGCCCUGUUGGUAGAGCUGGUAGAUAGUAAGAGGCAAGGAGAGUAGAUAAAGGUAUACUGGGCAGAUACAUGGUGGUAGAUUGGCUGGAGAAAUAUGCUGUAUGAUAUCCAUGCUGCAUCAACAAGCACAGGCUACUGUUGUAUAGUGAUAAUUAUCAGUAAAACUGCUGUACCAUUUAUUGAAUAAAACUGAUCCACAAUG